Messenger RNA from Spinacia oleracea (spinach), 1333 nucleotides. RefSeq lists its product as uncharacterized. NCBI's taxonomy places the organism in Eukaryota, Viridiplantae, Streptophyta, Magnoliopsida, Caryophyllales, Amaranthaceae. The record is from RefSeq and is a predicted model, not a curated record. The coding region runs from base 268 to 1020 and encodes 250 amino acids. Gene Ontology annotation, molecular function: RNA binding. The transcript is spliced from 9 exons.
UCGCCGAUAAGACUCAUUCGUAAUCUUUCUCUCUCCUCUCUUUUUCCAGUAUUACUAACUUCAUCUUCUCCAACUCUAACACUCCCACACGUACUUCCUUCACCGCAUUUUCCGACCUUCACAUUCACUAACUUUCUCUCUCCUGCAGAAUUAAUCAAACCUCCAAUCUUCUAGAAUCUACACAAAACUAAAACAAGAGAGAGAAUUUCACACACACACAAAAAAUAGUGAGAGACAAAAAAAAAUUGAAAAGAGAAGGUGGUGGUGAUGGAUAGGUAUACAAGAGUAGAGAAGCCUAAAGCAGAAACGCCGAUUAAUGAGAAUGAAAUUAGGAUUACUACUCAAGGUCGUAUGCGUAAUUACAUUACCUAUGCUACCACUCUUCUCCAGGAGAAAGGUUCAGAUGAGGUUGCACUCAAGGCAAUGGGUAGAGCAAUCAAUAAAACUGUGAUGAUUGCUGAACUAAUUAAGAGAAGGAUUGUGGGUCUCCACCAAAAUACAUCCAUUGGAUCAACUGAUAUUACUGACAAUUGGGAGCCAUUAGAAGAAGGCCUUCAACCAAUUGAAACUACACGGCAUGUCUCCAUGAUCACAAUCACUUUGUCAAAGAAAGAGCUGAACACAUCAUCUACUGGAUAUCAACCACCUAUCCCCGAAGACCAAGUGAGGCCAUCAAAUAAUUUUGAUAAUGAUGGAGAGGGUUCACCUAAUGUGAGGGGCAGGGGACGUGGUGGCCGAGGUAGAGGCAGGGGGAGAGGAUUUUAUAAUGGACCGGGGGAUUAUGAUGGAGAUGGUGGAUAUGGUGGCCGUGGAUAUGGUGGCAGAGGUCGAGGUCGUGGCAGAAGUCAGAACUUCAGAGGACGAGGAGGGGGGUAUUAUACUCAAGGAUCCGGUGGCUAUUAUGACAAUGGUGAAGGCGAAAUACCAGUUGCUCGGGGACGUGGUCGUGGGCGUGGAAGAGGAUGGGCUCGUGGUCGUGGUACCAGGAAUGAAGGGCCGCCUCAAAUGGAGGCUGCUUGACCAUCACGGAGGUACAACAUUUGGUUUGCAGUUGGGAAAACAUGAUAUUGGAUGCCUGCUCUCUUGUGUUGUGUUGUGUUGGUUGCUAAUCAUGGGCAUUUCAUCUCCUUUAAAGAUGUGGAUAGUGCUGCUGCCAGUGGGGCAUGCAGCUGUGUUUUUUGUAGGUCACAGAACUGGGUCUCUUAUUUGUUUCCGACUGUUUCUUUUGUUGUUCUCCCCCUUCAAACACCCAAAGAAAGGUUGUAACCAUUUAUUUAUUUUCUUUCUUUUCCAUAUAGUUAUAAUAACAGAGCAGUACAUUCUUUUAUUCUUA